AUGACUGAAUCCGGUCUGGAUCGAAUACACUCUUCGGAUGGGCAAGCAAGCGACCCAGCCGUCCCUAUCAGACGUCCUCGCAAACAGGUGUCGCGCGCCUGCGAUUGGUGUCGCACCAGACGUAUUCGUUGCGACAAUGGCCAGCCGUGCAAGGCAUGCCUAAGAAGGCAUGCCGAGUGUACGCGUGAGGGUGUCGGCCCAGACGAACCCCGGACACUGCCGCAAGCCCUGAGAGAGGUCGAUCGUCUCAAGUCUCGCAUCGAGGAGCUUGAGCAUGAACUGCUGGCGCGUCAGAACCUUUCGCAGUCUCAAACGUCGCAGCUGUUCGCUUUGCAGACGCCAGGCCAUAGCUCGACAGGCUCGGCUUCGACAGGACUCGAUUGCCUUGCCGUCUCUCCCCGUAGUAGCAGCGCAUUAAGAUCUGCCGAGACGUCAACUCUUGCCUCACCAUUAGUCACGCGGCCGCACUGGGAAGGCAUCCAUAUAGCCGCGGCUCGUUCCAACCAAGCAUCAUAUUACGGUCCUUCCUCCGUCUUCUACUUUGUCAGUCGAAUCGGAGAUUACUUGGCCAAGUCCCUUCAACAGCCCUUCGCGGAUCGAAACAUGCAACCUCGAGGUGCAAGCCGGAAUAUGAAUCUCAGCACCGCUCUCGAGCAGGAUUCGGGAGAUGCAGAUUCUUUGAGCGGCGCCAGGCCAGGCACUUCACUGUCUCGCGGGCAGGAAGAAGCAUUCCUCCGAUUAUUCUGGGAAGGGUAUCAUUGCCUCAUGCCGAUUAUUGACGAGACUGAGUUCCGGCGACACUACGCGUCUCUUUGGCAGCCAGCUCGUCAGUGCCGGAAGCCGUCUGCUCUAGUCGAUAUUGUAUUGGCCCUCUGCUUGCAAUAUGGACAUUCAUUCAUCCCACCUGAUGCCAGAUCCUCCGGGGUGAUCGCGUCGUUAACAGGCGAUGCCACCUUGGCUGGGCGAUGGCAUUACCGCCGCGCCCAAUCUCUCAUCACAUCGGAUCUUGAGAGCCCAUCAAUAACUACCGUUCAGUGUUAUAUUUUUAUGUCCAUCUACCUCUGCUGUGCGACCUUCCACAACUCAUGCCAUAUCAUCAUUGGCCAAGCAGUCCGCACCGCACAGAUUGUCGGCCUCCACCUGGAGCCACCGUCCAGUCUGCCUUCCGGUGAGAGGGAACUGCGUAAACGAAUCUGGUGGAUGCUUUGGACAAUGGACGCAAAGACUUCCGCGAAGCUUGGUCGUCCCUUUGUGAUCGACUGGGCCCAGGUCACAGUGAAGCAACCAUUGGAUGACCUUGCCACAGCAUCCUUCAACGGUGCCCGUCUUGGCUCUUAUGGCGGCAGCCUCACCUGGCUCAGCUACUCCUUGCACCUCCAAAAGCUUUUCAUCUCCAUGGUUGACAUCCACGAUUGCCUUUUUGUCUCUCUUGGCGAGGCUAUGCAGCGCAAGGGCCUCCAGUCUUUGUACCAUGACCCAGAAGCACUCGAAUCUUGUGCUGUCAUUUUCGCUACUCGAAUUCCGACUUUGACCAGGUCGUGGAAAGAGAAUGUCCCUGCAGCAUUGAAGACACCUCGCCGUGCCGGCGGUGAGCCAAUGUCGACGGACCGUUCGGCUGCCGACCUUGACGAACUCGUUCCGGCCUGGCUUUCACGGCAGCGCUUAUGUCUCGAGCUUAUGUACCACAAUGUCGUCAUCAACUUGACUAGAACUUUUAUAACCUUCUACAAACAUCCGUCCACAUAUACGCCGUUGACGGAGCGACUCGCGGCAACCUGUGUGGACCACGCUAUCGCAUUCACGCUUCUUAUGCAUCAGGCCCUCACUGAGACUGAUGUCAUGGGCGGCUGGUCCGAAUAUUUCAGUCUUCAGUGGAACGCGGCGGUGACACUCGUGGGCUUUGCAAUGGCAUACCCACUCCACCAAGCCACACCUCGAGUGCGUCAGGCUGUUCCAAAGGCGAUAGCCACGUUCGAUAUAUUUGGCCAGAACUUCAAUGUCAGUGCCGACGCAGCAACUAUCACGCGAGACCUCACAAGCAAGGCGGACCUCUUAGCUAGCCAGCUGGUGGGUGGCAUAGAGAUUGGUGGACCAACAGACGACGGGGAAUCCGCCACUCUUGAACUCAGUGUCAAUCAGAACAAUCUAGUCCGGCACGAUCCAGGUCAGCAAGCGGACGAUGUCCAAUUUAGUCAAUUCAUGGAUUGGGCGAUGUCAGUGGACUCCUAUAAUAGUUAUGAUGAUCUUUUCAAUGUCGGAGAUAAGACUGAGCAGUGGAUGUUGAGAAAUUGA
This is a messenger RNA of Thyridium curvatum, 2292 nucleotides long. RefSeq lists its product as uncharacterized. Gene Ontology annotation, molecular function: DNA-binding transcription factor activity, RNA polymerase II-specific; RNA polymerase II cis-regulatory region sequence-specific DNA binding; zinc ion binding. Gene Ontology annotation, cellular component: nucleus. Bases 1 to 2292 code for a protein of 763 amino acids. NCBI's taxonomy places the organism in Eukaryota, Fungi, Ascomycota, Sordariomycetes, Thyridiales, Thyridiaceae. The transcript has a single exon. Gene Ontology annotation, biological process: positive regulation of transcription from RNA polymerase II promoter by galactose; DNA-templated transcription. The record is from RefSeq and is a predicted model, not a curated record.